ACUGGGUCAGAGGAGCUGAUAGUUCAGAGAGGAGUUCGCGGCUCAGGAAGCGAUUCAUGUGACUCCGGCUGGGAAGGAGGAACCAGCGGCGAGCCCGGUGUCGGGGGCUGCAGGAUGGGCAGCGAGCUGCGGGGCUUCAUCUGCCUCUGGCUGCUGCUGCGGCUGCUGCAAGUCUCCCGAGCAGACAAGCAGCAGACGUGGCCGGUCCCUUACAGACGCUACGAUCAUCGGCCCACUCCUGAUCCAUUCUGUCAGCCCAAAUAUCCCUUCUGCCCUACAGGCUCUCCUAAUGGGGAGAUACCUCAACUGAAAGACCAGGAUCACAUUGAAGUUUAUCGGCUUCAGACUCCAGUCUGGAAGUUCAAAUAUGGAGAUCUUCUGGGACAUUUUCAUAUUAUGCAUGAUGCUAUUGGCUUCAGGAGCACCUUGACAGGUAAAAACUACACCAUGGAGUGGUAUGAACUCUUUCAACUUGGAAACUGCACUUUUCCACAUCUUCGACCCGGCAUAGCUGCUCCUUUCUGGUGCAAUCAAGGAGCCGCCUGUUUCUUUGAGGGAAUAGAUGACCUACAUUGGAAAGAAAAUGGAUCCUUGGUGAAAGUUUCUGAAGUAUCUGGUGAAAUAUUUAACAAAAUGGCCAAAUGGGUAAAGGAAGACAACAGAACUGGUAUAUACUACGAGACAUGGACUGUUCAAGCUGAUCCUAAUCCUGGCUCCAAAAUAUGGUUUGAAUCUUAUGACUGUUCAGCAUUUGUGUUGAGAACUUAUCAUGCACUGUCAAAAUUAGGUGCUGUUUUUAAGAGCCCAAUACAGACCAAUUAUACCAGAAUAUUUCUGUAUAGUGGUGAACCUACCUAUCUAGGUAAUGACAGCUCCAUAUUUGGGCCACAUGGCAACAAGACAUUAGCAGAACAAAUUAAUUCCUUUUAUCUUCCAUUUAGACCUCCACAUUCAGCAAAAGAAUUUAUAAUAAGCCUUUUGGAAAUAGUUGAAAAGGUUAUAGUACAGAACACUUUUUACCUUUAUUUUAAUUAUGAGUAUUGGUGCCUACCAAUGAAGCAACCUUAUAUUGAAAUAACAUAUGAAGAAAUUCCUUUACCUUCUUAACAUGCACAGUUUUUGUUAGUAGACAUUCAUUCAGGUAUUAGGAAAUGUAACUUUACUAACUCCGCUAAAAAUAUUAAUUGAUUAUAAAAUAAUGGGCACUGAUUAACGCAAUGAUAUUAUUUCAAACUUCCCCAAUGUUGACUUUCAAAAGUUGUUGACUGAUUAACCAGAUAUCUAACCAGUUCCUUGAAAUGAUGAGUUCACAAGAAUGAGCUGGAAGAGGAGGGAAAUAAAUGCUGUGGGAUAUGGUGUGAUGAGAAUGGAUGAAUAUCGACAGACACACAUUAUGCUCUGAAUUUAAUUGUCUGCCUUUGACAAUAUUGGUGUACCAUGGAUUAACGUCUUCCUAAAUAAAGUGUCACAUUUUGUGUCCAUUCUUAUUCUGAAGUCUGUUAAGCCAUUUUAGAGAGCAGGUGAGAAUCUACCAAAAUGAUCGAUCUUGGCCGAUGUCUGAUCUAGACAAUGUAUAGCAGGUUUUCUUCCUUGAAAUACAUGAGCCAGAUUUAUCAGCCAUUAGUGUCUAUGAAUCACUAUUACUGGCUCCUAUUUUCAUUACAAACCGACAAUCACUUGGUUAAUCCUGUGGUGGGAUUCAAAUGUACCUGCUAAUGAAUAAUUUGGGCAUCUGGAUAAUUAUAGUCUAGUAACUUGACCAUUUUGCUACUGCAUUUGCUUUUUUUCCACUUGCUAUAUGUUGAAUGUUUCCAAUUUACAUUUGUAUUAUCCCUUGUUUGAGUUUGUGGUGAAAACGCUCAAAAUUGUCAAGGAUGAAUCUUGCAACAGAUCCUCUACAUCACUCCAAUGCUAAUGUUAUUAAACUGAACUCACUUUUCUACUGUUAAUAUCACGUGGCGAUAUGGAUUCAGUUGAUUCAGUUUAUUGUGCUGUUUAAUAAAUAGUGGAUAUUCUCUCUAAGUCAGGAUCUUUUACUUAAUGCAAACUCUCACUGGGAAAUCCUGAAUAAUCAUCAUUUCCAUGUUCUGCAUAAAUGUGUUACAAGAGCUCCCAACAAAGUGAAUUAGCUGAUGAAUUUAUCCUCACCAACCUUUCUAACUGAGAAUUGACAUUAUGAAAAUGUCUACAUCUGGCAGAUUGAUGGCACUCUGCCAGCCCCACACUGAUUUACAUCAAGCUGGGUAAUGAGCUUCCAUCACAUGGGUGGUGUCACAAACAUCCUUCUGUUCAACUGCUACAACAGCACUUAAUUCAGAACCAAAUAUCAGUCUUCUGAUCAGUGUUAAUAUGUAAAUAUGUAAAGAAACAAUGUUUGUUUUGCAAAGUCAUUUUAUAUAGAAUUACUUAUUAACUCAGUGGGAGGGUGGCACAGAUGCAGAGUUGCUGCCAUUCAGUACCAGGGACACUGGUCGGAUCCUGACAAUGGAUGCUUGUCUGUACGGAGUUUGUACAUUCUCUCUGUCACAGCAUAGGUUUGCUCUGAGUGCUCCUGAUUCCUACCACAUUCCAAAGAUGUCCAGGUUUGUAGGUUGAUUGGCUUCUGUAAAAUUGUCCCUAGUCUGUAGAAAUGGAAUUAGUGUACUGGGAUCACUAGUCGGCGUGGACUCGGUGGGCCGAAGGGCCUGUUUCCAUGCAGUUCUCUAAGCUAAACUUUAGAGAUGGGGAGAUAGAUGUAAACAUUCAAGUGAGAUACACAACAAUAAGAUAUGGAGAUCUAAUUGCAAAAUUAAACCUUGUUAUCUGUGGUAAUCUUCAUUCACUAAAUUGCAAACCACAACAGUAGGAAUUUCUCUUUUACUGCUUGAGAAUACCCCAACCCUAUUGGAACGUGGUCAUUCAAUCUCAUUGGGUGAAGAAAUAGUGUUAAGAGUAUUGCUGUGCCUUUGCUUAUUGUGAGAAAAGCAGAGAUUACCUGGAAAACACCAAGUCCUCCUUUGCAUUGAAAGGUCCAGCAGAUCAUAUAGAAUUGUGCAAGUAAGUUCAUUGCCUGAAGCAACUCUCUGCACCGUGCAGUGCUUUUGAAGCACUUCACUUGACACACAACUUUUGUUAUUUGUAUUGUUCCACAACAGGUAGAAUCUUUACCUAACACACUGUUCAAUGAGGAUGAAAUAUGUUGUUACCUAAAACAUAUUUGAAUAAAAUCAGCUCUGUACAUUAA
This is a messenger RNA of Leucoraja erinaceus (little skate), 3223 nucleotides long. RefSeq names its product CLN5 intracellular trafficking protein (gene cln5). NCBI's taxonomy places the organism in Eukaryota, Metazoa, Chordata, Chondrichthyes, Rajiformes, Rajidae. The record is from RefSeq and is a predicted model, not a curated record. The transcript is spliced from 4 exons. The coding region runs from base 115 to 1107 and encodes 330 amino acids. Gene Ontology annotation, molecular function: hydrolase activity, acting on glycosyl bonds. Gene Ontology annotation, cellular component: lysosomal membrane; lysosome. Gene Ontology annotation, biological process: lysosome organization.